Messenger RNA from Morchella importuna, 990 nucleotides. RefSeq lists its product as uncharacterized. The coding region runs from base 1 to 990 and encodes 329 amino acids. Lineage: Eukaryota; Fungi; Ascomycota; Pezizomycetes; Pezizales; Morchellaceae. The record is from RefSeq and is a predicted model, not a curated record. The transcript has 2 exons. Gene Ontology annotation, molecular function: protein binding.
AUGUCAGAAUCACAGUCCUUCUACAAAAUCUCUCCCAUCCCCAGUUCCGGCCUGGGCGUAGUGGCUACAAAGACAUUCUCGCGUGGCGAUCUAAUAAUAUCGGAAUUCCCACUAUUCAUCAUAGAUGGAGCUACAGUUGACGGCAUCGGUGGCACGGAGGCUACGAUUGACAAAGACGUAGCGCAGCUCUCUAGCAAGAAUCAGCAAGCCAUUUCGUCACUUCAUAACUGCUUCGUUGGAAAGCUUCCACCACUCCUGGGCAUAUUCAAAACGAACAGUCUUCAGUUGGGCGCUGAUAGUGUAGCGGCAGGAUUAUUUCUGGUGUGCUCAAGAUUUAAUCACAGUUGUAUCCCGAACGCAAUGUACUCCUGGAACCCCACAAUCUCUCAAGGAUGCGUUUAUGCAAUAGAUGAGAUUUCUCCCGAAGCGGAAAUAACAAUCAAUUAUCUCAGUCAAAACGAUCGCAAAUCCACCCGUGAAGACCGCCAACGAACUCUCCUCAUGAACUUCGAUUUUGAGUGCCUCUGUGCCCUCUGUGCGAACGAUCUGCACGAGAUUCGAGCCAGCGACCACCGCCGCCGUAAUAUCCGUUCCAUGGAAGAGAUUAUCGAAUCCGAUUUAUACAUACGGUCUAAUCCAGAGAAAGCUCUGGGGUUUUGCCAGAGGAUACUUAAUCUAUGGGAGGAGGAGGGGGUAAAUGAUAUUACUCUCUAUACAACGUAUUAUGAAGCCUUGAGGAUUUGUGUCAUUCAUGGGGAUUAUCCAAGAGCUAAAGCCUUCGCAAAGUUGGCGUUAAGAGUUAAAGAGGAGUGCGAAGGGCCAGAUGAUAUAUCAGAGAGAUUGGACCAUAUUAAGGGGUUAGUGAAGGAUCCACAGAGUCAUACUUUAGCGGGAACUUCGAAUAAGUGGUCGUCGAAGCCGAAAAAAGGUGGGGGUAUACAGUUUGGAAGUGAGGAGUUUGAGGAGUGGUUGUGGUAUCGAGCAGAAUAA